AUGGAAUCAGCUAAUGUGGUUGUAAAUGACACUUCUAUAUUGCAGGUUGAACCUAGGAGUGAAGAGACAGAUAUGGAAACUCACGAAUCUACAGAUGGUACUGAAGCUGACUUCGAGGAUUGUAACCAGCCCAUCAAUCCUGUGAUACGCAGACCUGGUGCAAAACAAGUUCAGAAAGAUCACUCACCCUCAGAUGUUAUGGGAAUGUUAAUGAUAAAUUGA
This is a messenger RNA of Prunus armeniaca (apricot), 222 nucleotides long. NCBI's taxonomy places the organism in Eukaryota, Viridiplantae, Streptophyta, Magnoliopsida, Rosales, Rosaceae. The record is from the annotation of a GenBank genome assembly.